CCCAUCUCAGACAGGCGCUUAAACAGGAGGAGUGUUGUCAUUUCCUUAAUAUAGGAACAUUGUGCGUGUCCACUUAUGUUUUCAUAAUCGUUUUGUUUUGUUGUGAUAUAUAUUUAACAAAUAUCAUUAGCUGAUUGACGCUUUGUAGACCGAAUGACUAGGUCGAUGAGUAUAACUUCGUACUGUUCUGUGCAGACGCCAUUUGAUUUGGCAAACUGAAAGUAGACUGGCAUUUGUGCAAAUCUUCACAGUUUCAUCAUUAAAGAAAUUUUCGCAAACUAUUUGAACACUUUUUAGCCAUGGAUACCAUUUGAAGCGAUACUUUUGAUUCAUAGAUAAAAGUGAGAAUGAUGAGACGAGGAAAACCAGUGGACCAUGUCGACAUUAAGGUUGUAUUGCUAGGGAAAGCGUUCGCUGGGAAGACCUGUCUGGUGCAGCGAUAUAUUCACCAAACCUACAAUGACACGCCAUAUUCUAACACUAUAGGUGCAGCGUUUGCAUCAAAGAAGCUGAUUUCCAAAGGAAAACAUGUAGUGAUGAAUGUUUGGGACACGGCUGGUAGUGAGCGAUACCAGUCGAUGAGUAAGAUCUACUAUAGGGGAGCGAGAGCAGCCAUACUGUGCUACGAUUUAACAGACAAGACUAGCUUUGAGAAAGUUCGAUUCUGGGUCGGUGAAUUACAGACUAAUGAGGAGAAUUGUCGGAUGUAUCUUUGUGGUACAAAGAAGGAUCUAAUAGACGAUGACCCAGAAUCUAGAGCAGUCAGUUUGAGUGUGGUGCAGUCACUAGCACAAGAUUUACAGUCGGACAUUUAUGAGACAUCCAGUGUGACAGGAGAAACUAUUGAUGAAAUGUUUGAUAAAAUUGCUGCAGAUUAUGUCAUAAAUAUGAAAAAUAUUCCUCCAACGACAGAAAAUGGAGCCGACGAGUCUGUGAUACUAAAUGAGUAUUCCCCACCUGUACACAGAUGGAGGUGUUCCCAGUGUUGACUGGCCUCCUUUGUUUCCUUGACCAGAUUUUUGUUGACAACGCUCUCAUCAGUGAUCAGUAAUGCAACAAUUUGAUAUCUCAAAAUUGUGGGAAAUGACACGAAAAUUCCUGCAUGAAAGGGAGGCUAUUUUUAUCGGUAUUUUGCCCAAUCUAAAUGCCAUAUAAAGUAUUUUGUGAUUGAAAUAUUUUUUUCUGAUAUGCAUGUACAUCCAGCAUGCUUUUGCAUUUGUCAGCAUUUGAGAAAUUUCCGGCGCAAAGAAACAGGAUUCCAUGAUAGUUCAGAUGUAUAUACAUGUUAGGUUCUAUGUUCUCAUUGUUAUUUUUUGUUAUAUAUCACAAGGUACAUACAAUGUCGAUGAAGGUCAAAUGAUCAUGAAGGACGUCGCUACCUGAUAAACCAAAUUAGGAUCAUGUUGUUCUGUAUGUGUUUUAUUUUUUAUUUUUUUAUCAAAAGUAUUUGCCAAGGAUAUAAUCGGUUUUGUGUAAUUGAUAUAUUUAUGAUGGUAACAUUUUCAAUUUGAAAAUAUACAAAAUAUUUUUUCGAUAACAACAGAAAGAGUAAUAAAGAGACUUUGUAGUAGUUAAUAUUUCAUCAUUGAGCUAGCACAGUGUAAUUCCAGUGUCUGUUUCAGUACUCGGCUAACACGAGACCAUGCAAUCUGGCCUUUCAUGGUGUUUCCUUAUUUUAUUGUUAACUGGCCAUAACAACUUUGAUCAAGACAGAACUGAUUUAUUUUAUGAUAUAUAUUAUUUUAUGAUAUAUAUUAUUUUAUGAUAUAUAUUAUUUUAUGAUUCACUUCCUGUUAGUUUCACGAUUCUGUGUUGUAUUAUACUACUUCACACCUUAUGCUGAUGAUUGUAACAAAAAAAUCAUAUUUUAGCGCUUUUUGUGUUUUCGACAUGAGCUAAAUAAGGACUGUGCCAAAUGUUGGAGUUCCUUUAGAUAAAGCGCUAAAAUAAGUAUUUUUACAGUAAAUAAGAACAUACCAAGUAUAGGUCUUGAUGAAACCUCGAAACAUAGAGGCGAAACUAGUCGGCCAAUAAAUAAGUACCAACUUACUGGUGUCUCUUGAGCAUGUUGUGAUUAAUACCCUUCUAAUUAUAUGGUCAUAUUUCAUCAAUUGCCCUGCAUACCUUGGGUAUCCAUACCCAAGCGCAGCACCCCACUGAACAACCUACCUACUUUUGGACUGACGUUGGUUCUAAUCCUUUUUUUAAGUAUAGUAGAAAGAUUAAUUUUCAUUAAAAGUUACAAAUCAUUACUGCACAUAUUUAACUUGAAGACUAUUUACAUAAUGGUGAUUUUUGGAAGAACAUUAUAUCAUUAAAGGGAAUUACUAUAAGUCGUUGAACAUUCACAGAUGUUUGACACGAUCAGUGCAGGAGAGCGUGGAGCAGCCUUACUCUACUAGGUAAUCCCCUUUAGUACCUCCAUGUAGGUGGAGGUGUCCUAUUGAUAUAUAGAGGGUAUUGAAGGGCUUCCCAUUGAAUACCAUGUAUAUUUGAUAGAUAGGGCAGAAUACCAAUAUUUUUUCACAAGUGCAUACAUAGUACAAGUGAAAUUAUUUGUACAUUUUGUAUAUUGUUCCAUAGUGGGUGAAAUAUAUAUGUUAUUUGACCGGAAAACCAUAAAAAAUUCUAUUUCUUACGUUUUUAAAAGCAAAUGAUGAAAAUAUUGCUGCAUAAAGAAGUGUGGGAAUUAGUAAAGUAAUAUUUGAUGCAAGGCUCUAAUGAUGUCAAACAAGUCUGUGAACCAUUCUGAAUGGGCUACAUGCUACGGUUUUCUGCUAUUAAGAAAAGUAAGAGUUGCUUACAAAAAUAUUAUCAAUUAUGCAGGUAUGUUAAUAACGUAAACCUUAGUGCAUGUCCCAAAGAUGAACAAAAGCAACCACUUAUUCUACCAUCCCUUCAUACACAGCUGGACAGAAUAUCUGAGGCAGUACAUUGUAAGUAGAAAAUACCAUUCGAUAUCUGGUCUUUUCAAAAUCAUUACUAGACCUUAUAUCAUCACAUUUGAAGAUAUAACAUUUCCUUCAUCUUAAUUACUGCAGUGAAGAUCUAAGAGCAUGCCUCCCUUGUGUGUGUGGAAUCUAUGAGCGUGUGGUCAGUAUCACACUAUGGACUGUGGAGGUGAUAUAUAAGUGAGCUGGGUUAAUUAAGAGAUCUAGAGUGGGAGGAUACUUGGAGUAUAGUCUAGUCACCUUGUGAUAAACCACAAACCAGGCUGAAUCAUAUUCAAGUACAUAUAUAUACAGAUAUAUUAUAGGUGUAGACAUUUCUUGUUUUUUAGUGACACAUUGUUUUAGUCAAUGUCAUUCAUUUUGGGUUCGGGUUCAAGUGUUAGUGCAAUUCCACCUCCUGAUAGUCAGACUUUGUUUUGUUUACUUGUAGGAAGUGUAUUGGAAUGUUUGUCAUAAGGAUUUAAAAUUCCUCUUCUCCUCUUUAUGGUCAAAAACAAAUAUAAUUUAAAAAUUCCUCUUUUUGGAAGGAUGGAGGAAACUGUAGUGCUUCAUAUGUAGUGCAGGUUUUAUCUUUGUAAAAAACAACCCAAUGGAAAUUUAUUGUCCAUCUGAUGAAUGUAGAUUACGAUGUUAUUUAAGGGUGUUGGCACUUUUACGAAAUUUAAACCUAGCAAAUUUGAUCCAGGACUGAAACUGUAAAACUAAAGAACUAUGUUAGUUACAUGUCAGUUAAACAUCACUUCCGCAAGCUACUACAUAGUAUGUGUUUGGGUAACUUAUGUGAUCAAAGAAUGAUUCUCAAGUUGUGAACCUUUUUGAUAAAUGUGUUGGAUAGCGCCCAUGUAAAUGUUGCUUCAUUGACUUUAAUAUUGUCAGAGAUAUAAAUCGUUUUAUUUGUAAUCAUUUAAAAUUUAUAAUCAAACCUUGAAACCAAAUUUUUCUUUUAUAAAUAAAGACAGUAAACUUAUGUAUUUCAAUAGAAUCACGAGUGUGAUAAUGGAGUAUUCUGUUUUAAUUGAAAAAACAUGUUAUGUUGUAUAUACUAAAACUACUGUCAGUGUAAAUGAAGAGUUCUGCAAUAUGAUUUAUGUGGGUUUACAAUUGAUGUUGAAAAUAUUUUUGUCUUUGAUGUGUUUAUCUUUGCUCUGUUUUACUUAUGAACAAGAAUUAAGGAACUGGACAUGACUUCCUGUUUAGUUUGUGAAGUUCCUGAGUCUGUUACCUUGAUGUUAUAUCAAUAAAGUCAUAUUUUCCGAAUUUUUGUAUAAAUGAAGAUUUUUAAUGAAUAAAAAAUCAUAUUAAAC
Messenger RNA from Mizuhopecten yessoensis (Yesso scallop), 4255 nucleotides. RefSeq names its product ras-related protein Rab-24-like. Bases 348 to 989 code for a protein of 213 amino acids. The transcript is spliced from 7 exons. Lineage: Eukaryota; Metazoa; Mollusca; Bivalvia; Pectinida; Pectinidae. The record is from RefSeq and is a predicted model, not a curated record. Gene Ontology annotation, molecular function: GTP binding; GTPase activity.